This is a messenger RNA of Cicer arietinum (chickpea), 3185 nucleotides long. RefSeq lists its product as uncharacterized. NCBI's taxonomy places the organism in Eukaryota, Viridiplantae, Streptophyta, Magnoliopsida, Fabales, Fabaceae. The record is from RefSeq and is a predicted model, not a curated record.
UUCCCUUUUGUAGACUUCACAUAAUUGUCAAUGGCUCCAUGAUUAUCAUAGUCUAGCUUGUUCUUUUAGGAUGGUUGGAGGAUUCUCUUUCUGAUAUCCUAGCUGUACAACACACAUAUACAAACCAAACUAUAAAAUAAAAUCUCUUCAUUCUCUGCUAGAAAAAUUCUUUUUUUAUAACUGAUCAUUGUCUUAUUUGUUGUUCUUUUCUUCCCAUUAACAUUUGCUACCAAAACUAACUUUUCUUUUUUCAAAGUCUCACAUUUUUUCCACUGCAUAUUUUUCUUUCUAUUUGGACACCUUACAAAAAAUCAUCAAGGUUCAAACUUUGCUGCAUAAUUUUAAUCUCUGCAAUUGUAAAAUCCUCCAUAGAAAACACAUUUAUCUCUUCAAUUCUUCAAUCCAGAUUUGGUAUUCCAUCAGUUUCUGGGAAAAGAAAGAAAAAGUCUUCAUUUUUCAUUGGUCCACUAGGUCUUGAAGGGAAAGGCUAAAAAAAUAUAUUUUUUUUAUUAUCUUCAAAACCCCAUUUGGCUAUUGGAAGAAUAAUGCAUUGUUCAACUGGGUCCUGAGGGAAAGGAUAAAAAAGCUUCUUUUUUUUUCCUUCUUGUAACUACCAAUAGUUCGAGCUCGAAUUGAUACAAACUUUUAGCAGACUUUACUUAUCUCCUGAUCAAACUCUAGAUUAUCUGAGCUUCUUUCUCCUAAGAACCGGAGAGUUAAGACAAAAAUAUAUUGAAGCAAAUCAACAAAAAAUGGCAAAUCUAGUUCCUGGGGUGCUACUCAAACUAAUGCAGCAUAUGAACACAGACAUAAAAGUUGGUGGUGAGCAUAGGUCAUCACUGUUACAAGUAGUAAGCAUUGUUCCAGCACUAGCAGGUGGAGAUUUGUUUCCAAAUCAAGGCUUUUAUCUCAAGGUUUCUGAUUCAUCACAUUCCACCUAUGUCUCUCUCCCUGAUGAACAUGAUGAUCUUAUCCUAAGUGACAAGAUUCAAUUAGGCCAGUUUGUUUUUGUCGAUCGGUUCGAAGCUGCUUCGCCUGUUCCUAUUCUUCAUGGUGUUAGGCCUGUUCCUGGAAGACAUGCUUGUGUUGGAACUCCUGAAGACAUUGUUGCAACUCACUCACUUGGUUUUCUUAACAAUGCUGCUGAGGUUGUUAAGGUUAAGGUUGAGAAGAAUAAUAGUGUUUGUUCUGGUUUCAAGUCUCCAAGGAAAGUGUUGGAGAAAGCAAGAUCAUUGAAUGUUGAUGAAGAACAAUCAGAUAAGAAAUCAAUGGUUUUUGCUAGAUGUAAAUCACAGACAACAAAAGCUUGUGUUGAUGUUUUGAAGAAGGAAAAAUUAACAAGAUUGAAGUCAUUGAAUUCAAGGUCUACUAUUGUUCCUUCUUCACCUACUAGUUGUUAUUCUUUGCCUAAUUCUUUUGAGAAAUUUUCUAAUGGUGUUAAGCAACAAGAUAAUAUCAACGGUGUUCGCGGUGUUAGUCCUGUUGGAAAGAGAGUUGCAGUUGGAAAUUCAAUCAGAAAUUUGGUUCAAGGAAUUGAGUUUGGUGCUAAGGCUCUGAGAAAAAGCUGGGAAGGGAACAUGGAAAUUAAGAAUAAUAAAGAUACAUCCAAAUUAAGGGUUUCAAAGAGUGAUCCUAAGCUUGAAGUUCGUAGCACAACUCCUAGGAAAAGUACAUCAAGUGAGAAGUUUUCCUCUAAAGAUGAGAGCAAGACACAAGCACAAACCAAGUCCUCUAAGGAAGAGAACAAGAUUCAAACAUCUACAAAGAAACUUAUUGCUGAUGGAACUAUGGAAGAGCAAGAAAAGUCAAGUAAGAAAAGGAAUUCUUUUGGAAAGAAAUCAUCAGAAGCUGGAUUUCCUGGAAACUUAGUCAAGGUUUCUCCAAAUAGUAAAAAAGUGACAGAUGCAAGUGUUCAAUGGACUUCACUCCCUUCAUCUAUUGCAAAGCUUGGAAGGGAAGUAAUGAAGCACAGAGAUGCAGCACAAAUGGCAGCAACUGAGGCUAUACAAGAGGCUGCUGCUUCUGAGAGUUUGCUGCAAUGUCUUAGUGUAUAUGCAGAGCUAAGUAAUUCUGCUAAGGAACAUAAUCCGCAGCCUGCGAUAGAGCAGUUUUUAGCUCUUCACACGAGCCUGAAUAGCGCGCGGACGAUUGCAGACUCCCUUUGUAAAACCAUUCCAGAUGAUUCAUCUCCAGAUAAUGAAAGAAUGAUAACAGAAGAAACACUAAAACUCAAAUCAGAUAGACAAAAGCUUGCAGCUUCAUGGGUCCAAGCUGCCUUAUCCACCAAUCUAUCAUCCUUUUCUGUUUAUAAAAGAGAACCGCUAUCGUCCACGCUUCUACCUUCAAGUACAAGUAAUAAUUCUCAAAAUCAAAAUAAUGUUAUCGGAAGUAAACCAGUAUUAGUCCUAGAAAAUUCAAGAGAAGAUGUUUCAUCAAAAUCUAAUGGAAAAACCCGGCUGGCAUCAGCAGGUAAUUCAAAACAAGGCUUACAAGAUCGAACUCAACGCAAACAAAUUGAUCGGUCAGCAAACGUGCAAAAGCAAGUAGUAGAACCUCUUCCAGAAUGGAUUAAAGGAAAUGGCCUUGAAGAAGCAGUUAAUUUAGCCGAGACGCUGCAAGUGCGGUCGAGAGACUGGUUUCUGUUGUUUGUAGAGAAAUUCUUGGAGAGUGAUGGAGACAUUGGUUUGUCAAACAAUGGUGAAAUAGCAGGCAUGCUGAGUCAACUAAAAAGUGUAAAUGAUUGGUUAGAUGAGAUAGGAUGGAAUGAGGGUGAAUGGUGUCAGAUACCAGCCGAGACAAUUGAAAGACUUAGGAAGAAAAUAUAUGAAUAUCUUCUUACACAUGUUGAAUCUGCUGCUGCUGCACUUACUGCUGGAUCACAAUCACAAUCAACAGAGGUUAAAUCCAAAAGAUGAUAUAUCAAUACAUGAUGAUGAGUACAUAGCUUAGAUUAUUAUGGUGGCUAUUAGGAAAUUUGGUCACCAAAAAAUUGUUCAAGGACACACCAUAAAAUCAAAAUGAAAAUCUCUUAUAUUGUGCUUUUUAAGUAAGCAAUUUUGGUCUAUGUGAAAAUGUGAAAAAAUGAAAUGACAGAACAAAAUAAAUAUUUAAAAUUGUUCCUGUAUAGAAGAAACACAGAAUGGAUCACCUGAUAAUAGAAACACUUUAUCUGUUUAUUGUUCCUA